UAGGGAGAGUGGGACCUGGGGUCUUGGAUCAGGGUGUGUUUACUUUUCCCGUCAGGUGGGCGCUGCUGGGCAGCAAGGAAACUUUAUUUCCUCCCGGAGGACGCGUUUGCUGUUGCAUUGCACUCAGAGGAUGGUGUCCUUAGACGGCAGCCACCGAAUCGCCUUGCAGCUGUUUGGAUGCUGCUUUUAAAUAAAUCCCACCUUAUUUAGUGUUUUAAUGCUUUGGAAUCCUGCUUUUAAAAAACGUUUGGUCCUAAGAGCUCAGUACCCUGUAGAAUUCCUCAAUCAAAACGAAUUCUAUUCUUUCCUGUGCCCGAAUCGUCUCAAAUGAAACAUGACUGAGGACUCCCAGAGAAACUUCCGUUCAGUAUAUUAUGAAAAAGUGGGGUUUCGUGGAGUUGAAGAAAAGAAAUCAUUAGAAAUUCUCCUAAAAGAUGACUGUCUGGAUAUUGAGAAACUUUGUACUUUUAGUCAGAGGUUCCCGCUCCCGUCCAUGUACCGUGCAUUGGUCUGGAAGGUGCUUCUAGGCAUCUUGCCUCCACACCAUGAGUCCCAUGCCCAGGUGAUGAUGUAUCGCAAGGAGCAGUACUCCGAUGUCCUUCACGCCCUGGAAGUCAUUCGCUUUAUCAGUGAUGCCACACCUCAGGUUGAAGUCUACCUCUACAUGCAUCGGCUGGAGUCUGGGAAGUUGCCUCGAAGUCCCUCCUUUCCACUGGAGCCAGAAGAUGAAGUAUUUCUUGCCGUUGCUAAAGCCAUGGAAGAGAUGGUGGAAGAUGGCAUUGACUGUUACUGGCUCACCCGAUGCUUUGUGAACCAACUGAAUAACAAGUACCGGGAUUUUCUACCCCAGCUGCCAAAGGCUUUUGAACAAUACUUGAACCUGGAAGAUAGCCGACUGCUGAGUCAUCUGAAGACGAGUUCUGCAGUGUCCAAACUUCCCUAUGAUCUCUGGUUCAAGAGGUGCUUCGCCGGGUGCUUGCCUGAAUCCAGCUUACAGAGGGUUUGGGAUAAAGUUAUAAGUGGAUCCUGUAAGAUACUAGUUUUUGUAGCUGUGGAAAUUCUCUUAACCUUUAAAAUAAAAGUAAUGGCACUGAACAGUGCAGAGAAGAUAACAAAGUUUCUGGAAAACAUCCCCCAGGACAGCUCGGAUGCGAUUGUGAGCAAGGCCAUCGACUUAUGGCACAAACACUGCGGGACCCCGGUCCACUCCGCCUGAACAUUCCUGACAUUGUGGACAGUCUGCCAGGCCUGCCCAGAGGGCUUUUCUGGGACGUGAUCUACUAAACUGAUAAUAGGGUUCUCACUUUGGUGCUCAAAGUGUAAUUGUUUUCCCAGCAAAAUUUAUUUAAGAUACCUGGAGUUGCUGUGUUGUGGAAUGGCAUCUUCUGAUUACACAGAACUACAGAGUUCAACUCUGAAUAGCAUUUUUAAAAAAAUUUAUUUUAUUGAAGUAUAUAGGUGAUUUACAAUGUGUUAAUUUCUGCUGUACAGCAAAGUGAUUCAGUUAUACAUAUGUAUACAUUCUUUUUCGUAUUCCUUUCCGUUAUGGUUUAUCACAGGGUAUUGAAUAUAGUCCCCUGUGCUUAUACAAUAGGAACUUGUUCUGAAUAGCAUUUUAAAAGGGUUGUUUGAAAAUAGCUCCCAGCUUGUAAAGCAGUUGAGUCAGGGUGGGUGGGUGCUUGAGUAAGCAGGGUGUAACCAAGCUUGCCCUGCUCCUCUCUACUCAGCACCAAGCUAGUUACUUUCUAAGGUCUAUUUCUGGAAUGACGAACAACUUCCUUAUGUUGACAGCUCGGAUUCGGCUUUUGUUGAUACAGUACCUGUUGAAAUCUAAGCUGACUUUCUAAAUCUUCUGAAACCUAAAUCUGCUUUCUGAGACUUUGUCUUGCUAACUAGGUUUAA
This is a messenger RNA of Eubalaena glacialis (North Atlantic right whale), 1902 nucleotides long. RefSeq names its product TBC1 domain family member 7 (gene TBC1D7). The transcript has 8 exons. Gene Ontology annotation, biological process: activation of GTPase activity; negative regulation of TOR signaling. Gene Ontology annotation, molecular function: GTPase activator activity. The coding region runs from base 335 to 1216 and encodes 293 amino acids. The record is from RefSeq and is a predicted model, not a curated record. NCBI's taxonomy places the organism in Eukaryota, Metazoa, Chordata, Mammalia, Artiodactyla, Balaenidae.